Penaeus chinensis is the source of this 1046-nucleotide messenger RNA. RefSeq lists its product as uncharacterized. Bases 31 to 552 code for a protein of 173 amino acids. Lineage: Eukaryota; Metazoa; Arthropoda; Malacostraca; Decapoda; Penaeidae. The record is from RefSeq and is a predicted model, not a curated record. The transcript is spliced from 3 exons.
GACUCCCUUAUCGGUAGCGAAGAAUUUUCCAUGAUGAGAAGCCUCGCGGACGAAGCCAGAUUCUUCGUCUACGCCUACAACACCACGACCCUCGUCACCACAGCCGGCUUGGCUCUGGGGAUUUUCUUCGUCAUUACGGCGUUGGUUCUGUACUUCUAUUAUUACUCGACUACGAACGGCAGGGCAGGAGGAGAGUGGGAGUACUCAGGUAACGGCCGCAGCAGUUACGACUACGUAGCAGACAUUCUGGGCUACUUGGAGAAAGCUUUCAUCGACUACGGUGUGGAGCAGGAGGAGUGUCGCCGGCGCCUGAUGUGUGAAGCUCACCUGCCCAACGCUCACCUGGUCAACAAGCCCGUGGUAGACACGCUCACCCAUCUCAUGAGCCAAGUAACAGACGAGGACGUGGCAACAGCAACCACCCAAGAAGCCACCGCCGUACGGAACAUACAGCUGGCAGCACGGCACGGCCUAGACGAACAGGGGUGCCAGACGUACGAGCAAGCGUGUCCACAUGUCUCGCUAUCAAGUGUAGUUCACAACGGGCGCUAAUAGGAGAGAGAGAGACAAAAAAAAAAUACAGCAAUCGUUGUAUCUGCCAACUAGGUCGUCAUCAUAGCUUAGCACAGUCACAAGAAGACUGUUCUGAAAUAGAUGUUUUACUUAUUUUUCUUCGUUCUUUCUUCUCUAUUUAUUGAUUGAUUUAGUUCUUUACAAUGGAAGAAAAACUGACUUACUUACUUACUCAAAAUUUUCCUGAAAUCUCGUACUUUUAAUCACAAAACUAAAACAGGGAUUUAUAACACGUGCAGUAUGUGUAUCUGUAUGACAGCCUUCCUACAAGACAACAUGACUGAUGACAAAAAAAAAUAUAAUAACUAAAUAACAAAAGAAUUCGAAGCUGAGUUCAAAACGUUAUAAAUGCACUUUUAUGUCGUCAGUUCGUUCCAAGUCAAAGUCCUGUUUGGACUUCUUUUGCACCUUCCCUACCCUCUUUCCUCCUCCCCUCCCCCUCUCCAUCUCGCCCUUCUCCCCUUCCCGCCCCU